AUGAUUUUAGAUGUUACAUAGAGAACUGAACCAUAUACAACUAAUUUUCGAGUAUCUAAGGAGUAACUGUGUUAAGUGGCUUAUGCAUGUUAAGAAAGGACAUUCACAGAAGAGAUAGAUCAAUUAGAAGAAUUGGGAGGACAAGAAUUUUUAGAGGUUUUAUAUAGUUUUAACUUUAGAUGGCUUUAUGCUCUAAUUAUAAGAAUGGAUUAUUAUUAAAUGAUGUAAGUUUGAGGGAACAGAAUUUUGGUCAUAAUCGUAAACCACUAAUUCUUCCAAAAUCUUAUUGUUAAUUAUUAUGGGGUGCUUUAGAAGAUUUUACUAUGAGGAUACUAUGUUUAGCUGCAUUAGUGAGUAUUGCAGUUGAUGUGGCUACUGCAUCAUCAGAUUAUCGUGCUUAUGCAUGGAUAGAGGGUAAAACUAUUGAAAUGUAAGAGUGUUAGGUUUUGCAAUUCUAGUGGCAGUUAUAAUAUCAACAAAUGCUAAUGCAAUUAAUGAUUAUUAAAAGGAGAAAUAGUUUCAAAAGUUAAAUGCAGUAGCAGAUGAACGAAAAAGAGUUACAGUAAUAAGAAAUGGAUAAAAAUGUGAUAUUCAUAUGAGUGAAGUAAUGGUUGGAGAUAUUGUAAUGAUAUUUGAAGGAAUGGAGAUACCAGCUGAUGGUCUAGUACUAGAAGCCUCAGAUCUAACAGCUGAUGAGUCAGCAAUGACAGGAGAAACUGAUCCCAUAAAAAAGAAUACAUUAACAUAUUGUUUAGCUAAAAGAAAUCAAACUGAUUCAGCUACAGCUGGACAUCAUGAAGUUCCAUCUCCUAUUAUGAUGAGUGGUACAAGAGUUUUAACAGGAGAAGGUAAAAUGAUUAUUUUAGUGGUUGGAGAUUUAUCAUGUGCAGGUAAAAUUAGUGCUUUACUUCGUUAAGAUGAACCAGAAGGUAAUUUUAAUAUAUUAGUAUAUUAGCUACUCCUUUGUAAGUCAAAUUAGCUGCAAUUGCUGAAGAUAUAGGUAGAUUUGGAUUGUACAGUGCAAUCUUAAUAGUUAUUGUUAUGUGUAUAAGAUUUGCAGUUGAAAAGGCAUAAAUUGAAUGGGAAAACAAAUAUAUUGUAGAGAUUGUCAAUUUCUUUAUUAUUGGAAUUACAGUUAUUGUAGUAGCCAUUCCUGAAGGAUUACCUUUGGCAGUAACACUCUCUUUAGCAUAUUCAACUAAAUAGAUGUUGAGAGAUUAAAAUUUAGUUAGGAAAAUGGCAGCAUGUGAAACUAUGGGAGGAGCAUCAAUGAUAUGUUCUGAUAAAACUGNAUAAUCGUAAACCACUAAUACUUCCAAAAUCUUAUUGUCAAUUAUUAUGGGGUGCUUUAGAAGACUUUACAAUGCGAAUCCUUUGUUUGGCAGCAUUGGUGAGUAUUGCAGUUGAUGUUGCAACAGCAUCAUCAGAUUAUCGUGCUUAUGCAUGGAUAGAGGGUAAAAAUAUAGAAAUUUAAGAGUUAUAGGCUUUGCAAUUCUAGUGGCAGUAAUAAUAUCAACAAAUGCAAAUGCAAUUAAUGAUUAUUAAAAGGAGAAAUAGUUUCAAAAGUUAAAUGCAGUAGCAGAUGAACGAAAAAGAGUUACAGUAAUAAGAAAUGGAUAAAAAUGUGAUAUCCAUAUGAGUGAAGUAAUGGUUGGAGAUAUUGUAAUGAUAUUUGAAGGAAUGGAAAUACCAGCUGAUGGUCUAGUAUUUGAAGCUUCUGAUCUAACAGCUGAUGAGUCAGCAAUGACAGGAGAAACUGAUCCCAUAAAAAAGAAUACAUUAUCAUAUUGUUUAGCUAAAAGAAAUCAAACUGAUUCAGCUACAGCUGGACAUCAUGAAGUUCCAUCUCCUAUUAUGAUGAGUGGUACAAGAGUUUUAACAGGAGAAGGUAAAAUGAUUAUUUUAGUGGUUGGAGAUUUAUCAUGUGCAGGUAAAAUUAGUGCUUUACUUCGUUAAGAUGAACCAGAAGGUAAUUUUAAUAUAUUAUUAUAUUAGCUACUCCUUUAUAAGUCAAAUUAGCUGCAAUUGCUGAAGAUAUAGGUAGAUUUGGAUUGUACAGUGCAAUCUUAAUAGUUAUUGUUAUGUGUAUAAGGUUUGCAGUUGAAAAGGCAUAAAUUGAAUGGGAAAACAAAUAUAUUGUAGAGAUUGUCAAUUUCUUUAUUAUUGGAAUUACAGUUAUUGUAGUAGCCAUUCCUGAAGGAUUACCAUUGGCAGUAACUCUCUCUUUAGCAUAUUCAACUAAAUAGAUGUUGAGAGAUUAAAAUUUAGUUAGGAAAAUGGCAGCAUGUGAAACUAUGGGAGGAGCAUCUAUGAUAUGUUCUGAUAAAACUGGUACUUUAACUCAAAAUAAGAUGACUCUUGUUAAUAUUUGGAAUGAGAAUAUAAUUGAAUUGGAAGCUUAUUAAACUUGCAAUUUGAUUGAUUAUCUGCCUUAAUAAUUAGCAGAUAUUUUUAUAUAAUCAGCUAUUGUAAAUUCAAGUGCAAUGCUUAGACCAGAACCUAAAGGAUCUAAGACUGAAAUCUCAUUUCUUGAAUUUAUGGAUAGAUGUCAAAAGCCUUAUGAAGAAUAUAGAGAAAAAUAUCCUAUUAUAGUUAAGUAUCCAUUUAGUAGUUAAAGAAAGAGAAUGUCAAUGAUUUUAGAUGUUGGAGGAUAGUAAAGAUUAGUAUGCAAAGGAGCUUCAGAAAUGGUAUUAGCAGCAUGUACCUAAUUUCAUUCAAAAUCAAAUGGAGUCAUAAAAAUCAAUUCUAAGGUUGUUGAAGAUGCAAUUGAAAGUAUGGCAAAAAAAGCAUUAAGAACAAUAUGUUUGGCAUAUAAGAAUAUUCCUAAUAAUGCUGAUAUGACUAGUAAAGAUGAUAAAGGUGUUUAUAAUAUAGAAUAAAAUGACUUGGUUUUAUUAGCAGUCUUAGGCAUUAAAGAUAUUAUUAGAUAAGAAGUACCUAGAGCUAUUUAAUUAUGUAAGAAAGCUGGAAUCAAAGUCAGAAUGGUGACUGGUGAUAAUAUAACUACAGCAAAGGCUAUUGCAAUUGAAUGUGGAAUCAUUACUAAUCCUGAAGAUAGUAUAGUAAUGGAAGGACCAGAAUUUGUUAGAAGAAUUGGAGGUGUUGUUUGUAAGAAUUGUCAUCCAGAAAAUUGUAAUUGUGUUAGGGAUAGUCAGACAGCUUAAAGAGAAGGCAAAAAAUUAAGAAUUGACACUAUUGCUAAUCCUGAAGAAUUUGAUAAAAUAUAUCCAAAUCUAGAUGUUUUAGCUCGUAGUAGACCAGAGGAUAAAUAUGCCUUAGUAACUGGUUUAAUUGAAAGAAAUCAUGUUGUUGCUGUGACAGGAGAUGGAACUAAUGAUGCUCCUGCUCUAAAAAAAGCAGAUGUUGGAUUUGCUAUGGGAGUUUCAGGAACUGAAGUAGCUAGAGAGGCUGCAGCUAUAAUUUUAUUAGAUGACAAUUUCAAUUCAAUAGUUAAGGCUGUUAUGUGGGGGAGAAAUGUGUAUGAUAACAUAAAGAAGUUUCUUAGAUUUUAAUUAACUGCUAAUUUAGUAAGUGUAUCAUUGACAUUAAUUGGGGCUGCAGUAUUAAGAUAAGAAAUACUAAAACCAAUUUAAUUGUUAUGGGUUAAUUUAAUUAUGGAUACUUUAGGUUCUUUGGCUUUGGCAACAGAACCUCCAUCUGAGAAACUUUUAAAUCGUAAACCUCAUGAUAGAAAUGAAUACAUUAUUUCAAAAAAAAUGUUUAAGUUUAUAGUAGGAACUGCUCUAAUUUAAGUAGGAGUUGUACUUGUCAUAGUUUUUUUAGGUGAUAAAUUUCUACCUGAAUAUAAAGAUGCAUAUGAUACAAGUGUAUUUAGUGGUCCAAAAAUAAGAUUUAAAUACAGUAAUCAUAAUUGCGUUACAGAUUUUGAAUCAUUAAAAUCAUUAAGAUUAACUAAACUAAAUUAUACAUCAUCUACUGAUAAUCCAGAUGAUUCUGAUAAAUGUUUAAAAACAUAAUGUGUCUGUUAAAAUGAAGAAUGUUAUGAAAUUUAAUGUCCUCCUUGUCUUUAUAAUGAAGAUUCAUGUUCAAUUGUUGCUAGUGGAAGAUUAAUGACAGUUUAAGGAGAUUAAGAUUAUUAUAUUAUGUAUAAUAUUGAACAUGAAGGAAGUAGACAUGUAAUUAUUAUUAUUUAAUAUUUUUAGUUUACUUAUGUAUUUAAUGUGUUUAUCAUGUUAUAAUUGUUUAAUUUCUUAAAUAGUAGAAGGAUUACUGAUGAAAUUAAUUUUCUUGACAAUAUUACAAAUCAUUCUGCUUUCCUUAUAAUAGUUCCUUUCAUAUUCUGCAUUUAAGUAUUAAUGGUUACUUUUGGAUCUGGUGCUAUUGGACUAUAUAGUUGUUAUGGAUUAUAAAUAAAAUAAUGGUUGAUUGGAAUUGGAUUUGGUAGUAUCUCAUUAUUAGGAUGUCUAAUCCUUAAAUUAAUUCCAGAAGAUAAUUUUUGUAAAUAGCUUGGACCCCAAAAGAUUGUACCUAUCUAACAAGAAGCCAAAAUCUCUUAAUAAAAAGUUGAAUAAAGUGAAAAUGCUCUUGCAAAACAUUAUAACUUAAUAACAAGACAUCCAGAUCAAUGA
Paramecium pentaurelia is the source of this 4589-nucleotide messenger RNA. The record is from the annotation of a GenBank genome assembly. Lineage: Eukaryota; Ciliophora; Oligohymenophorea; Peniculida; Parameciidae.